Molecule: messenger RNA, 1542 nt
Organism: Macrosiphum euphorbiae (potato aphid)
Lineage: Eukaryota; Metazoa; Arthropoda; Insecta; Hemiptera; Aphididae
Source: the annotation of a GenBank genome assembly
AUGAUUUCCUCUUACUUUACGUUGUUAAUAAUUUUGCUUAUUAUUUUUGUUUACACCGAAAACACGGUUGCUCGGACGAAACCGUAUCCAAAGUCUAAGUCAUCGAUCGAUGAUUAUUUCGCGGACAAGGGACGACCUCUACAGCAGACACGAGAAUACGAUGCACAAUUUUGGAUGAACCGGGGCUUGUCUGACCUGAGGCGUCGGCUCAAAGAGCUAGAGAAUCCGAUCGUCGGUCGGGCCAAAAACAUAGUGUUCUUCUUAGGCGACGGCAUGUCCAUAGCAACUGUGACCGCAGCUAGAGUACACAUGGAACAGUCAUCCGGCAGUGCCUUCCCGGACGGUAAUGCAUCGUUGACGUUUGAAAACUUUCCGUACACCGGAUUGGUCAGGACGUAUUGUGUCGACAAACAAGUGGCCGAUUCGGCUUGCUCGUCAACUGCUUACAUGACCGGCGUCAAGGCGAAUUCAGGCACGGUAGGCGUUUCGGGCGCCGUCCGGGAAAACGAUUGCAAAGCGUCGUUAGACUCCAAGAAUCAAGUUGACUCGAUAUUGCGAUGGGCCCAGAUGGCUGGAAAGUCUACUGGGAUCGUCACUACCACGAGAGUAACGCACGCGUCUCCAGCUGGCGGUUACGCUCAUUCGGCUAACAGAGGUUGGGAAAGCAGUGCACCCGACGAUUGUUUGGACAUAGCUCAACAACUGGUGACUCAAUCUCCCGGAAUUGAGUUGGAUGUAAUCCUUGGUGGUGGUCGACAAGAGUUCCUGCCGAAAAAUAUGAACGGCAAUCGAGAAGACGGCCGAGAUCUAAUCGCCGAAUGGAAGGUGCGCAUGAUGAAGAACCACCGAAUAUACGAAUAUGUGAAAAACAAAACGGAACUGUCGGAUGUGAAUCUAAAAGACGUGGACAAACUGUUGGGUCUGUUCUCCAUGAGUCAUAUGUCUUAUACGGGCACCAAGGAAGUGGAGAGAGACGAGCCAUCACUUAGCGAAAUGACUAUGGCAGCUAUCGAGGUGUUGCGGAAGAAUGAAAACGGAUAUGUACUAUUCGUCGAGGGCGGCAGAAUAGAUCAUGCGCAUCAUCAGAAUUUGGCACACAUGGCGUUAAGCGAAACUAUUGCUUUUUCUCGAGCUGUGGACGUAGCCGACACCGUCACCGAUCCUGAAGACACGUUGAUCGUGGUUACGUCAGACCAUUCGCACACGAUGACCAUAAACGGAUAUCCAUCCAGAGGUGACAAGAUCGUCGAGCGUGUGGACCGCGGCGGCGAAAGUUACUCAAUUUUAAGUUACGCUAACGGGCCGUCCGCCAAAUUCCACAAGUACCAGAAACAGCCGUCCAAGUACGGUGAUAAAUUCGAUAUUUACCCGUCGUUGGUGCCCAUGCCCCUGGAAACACACGGCGGUGAAGACGUGGCCGUAUGGGCUCGAGGCCCGUGGGCCCAUCUGUUCGUCGGGAGCUUCGAACAGAACGUACUGCCUCUGAUCAUGUCAUAUGCGUCAUGCAUAGGUCCCAGCAAAGGAAAGUGCUCAGAUAGAUAA